ACUCAGUAAAACUUCGAAUCAUCUUGUUCUUGUUGUGCUUGAGCCAAACGAAACCAUGUCUGGACGCGGAAAGGGGGGGAAGUCGAAAACGAAGGCCAAGACCAGGUCUUCGCGUGCGGGACUCCAGUUUCCUGUAGGUCGUAUCCACCGUUUGCUCCGCAAGGGCAACUAUGCGGAGCGUGUCGGAGCUGGUGCCCCCGUGUACCUUGCUGCCGUUCUUGAGUAUCUCGCCGCUGAAGUCCUUGAGUUGGCUGGCAAUGCCGCCCGUGACAACAAAAAGACCAGGAUUAUCCCCCGGCAUCUUCAGUUGGCCAUCCGUAACGACGAGGAGUUGAAUAAGCUUCUGUCUGGCGUGACCAUCGCUCAGGGUGGUGUCUUGCCGAACAUCCAGGCUGUCCUUCUGCCCAAGAAGACCGAAAAGGCCCAGGCAUAAGAAACUUCUUGUCAAAAACAACGGCCCUUUUCAGGGCCACCUUAUUUUAUGAGAUCACACAUAAUGAGCAUUUCGCUUAUGAACUCAUGCGCUUUAUAAUUACUAAUCUCUCUAUGCAUUUCCAUGGACGGUCAAGUAUCUAACUGAAAAAAACAAACAUUUUAAGAUGGCUUAGACAAAAUAAUGACACAUAUACGAUCUUAAAUUUAAAAAAAAAA
Molecule: messenger RNA, 651 nt
Organism: Varroa destructor (honeybee mite)
Lineage: Eukaryota; Metazoa; Arthropoda; Arachnida; Mesostigmata; Varroidae
Product: histone H2A
Cellular component (GO): nucleosome
Molecular function (GO): protein heterodimerization activity; structural constituent of chromatin; DNA binding
Source: RefSeq, a predicted model, not a curated record